AUGCCCGUUACAGAAGAAACAGGAUCGGGAACACGAAACAGAAAAUUAACAGACAAAGGAAAGGUAUAUAAACAAGAACAAUACAAUAAAACAUUUAGAACACUGAAGAUAACAAGUGGUGUGAUAAGACAGAUUAUUUCUGAUAAUGAAUCUCCAGAAACAGUUAGAAGAAAGUAUGCUGCAUGGCUUGAGGAUUAUGAGCGUUUUCUUGUUAUAUUUGAUGAACUUGUCUCUCAAAUAACUGACAAGGAGGAGAGAGAAGAAUUGCUUAAGACUCAUUAUGAUUACGAUGUGUUUCUCAUGAACUUUAAGAAAGAAAUAGAGGAGUUCUUUUCCUAUCACCAGAGUGUAAAGGAGGAAUCACAAGUAGAAGCAACAAAAGAAACUGUCAGAAGCUUGAAGUCCAAGUCUCGCACAUCUAUAGCUACAAGUAUAUCAUCCAAACGCCUUGAAGAAGAACAAAGAGUAGCUGAGUUAGAAGCUCGCAAAGCAGCACUUUCCCAUAAGAAGGAGUUAGAGAUAGCGAAAGUCAAACUAAAACUUGAAGAAGAAGAGUUGGACUUGAAUACAAAUAUUGCUAUUGCGAAUGCUAAAACAGAAGUCCUUCAGAAAUAUGAAAGGUGUAGUGAUGCUGAUUUGCAUGAUGAUGUUUCUAACAUUGAUAUAGUGAAUCCUAGAACAUUAGCACCAAAACCAACGCCAAGAACGCCUUUGUUUCAUAGUGAGUUUGCAUCAGUACCGUCCUUGUUUGAGAGGCCUCUGAAUCCGAACGCAGAGACAUUCAUACCCAAGCGUGAAGAAAUUCCACCACUUGACCUUCAUUGCCUAGAUGAAACAAAACCACAGACCUCUGAAUCUGAUGCUAUGCAGUGUGUUGUACAAUACCUCCGGAAACCUGUACCAGAGAUAAAAAAAUUUGGAGGCAAUCCAUUAGAAUUUAGACGUUUCGUCAGACAGUUUAAUACCAAAGUAGUGAUGAAUACUAAAGACAAUGAUGAACGAAUGAAUUAUCUUGAGCAAAUGACUUUUGGGGAAGCAUACAGAGUAGUGUCUGGAUUUAGUCAUAUGUCAGGAGACAGAGCCUACAAAGCAGCUAUGAAUCAGCUUGAAGAGCGGUACGGAGACAGUGAGGUAAUUGCAACAGCAUUCAUAAAGAAGGCAUUAGACUGGCCAGCAGUGAAGGAUGCAAAGAUGCUAGAUGAGUUCUCCUUGUUCCUUGUGGAGUGUCAGAACGCAGCUGAAAGCAUCGAUAGUGUUUCUGUCUUAGAUUAUUCAGACAACAUAAAGAGACUUAUGACAAAACUUCCUGUGUAUAUGCAUGAUAGGUGGAGAAAUGUUGUACUGAAAACUAAAGAAGCCAAGAAGACAGUGAAGUUUAAAGAUUUUGUAAGUUUUGUGAAAACAGAAGCUAAGAAAUCGAAUGAUCCUACGUAUGGUAAUGCAUCUAUUGGUGGAAAUUCCAGAAAUCAAGAUCGUAACCAGAAGAGAGCUGUUGCGUCUACUGAUGUUACAAGUGAAGUACAAGACUUUAAUGUACGAGAACAGAAAUGUGAAUUCUGUGAAAGUAGUACCCAUGCACUGAAUGACUGCAAGAAGUUUGUAACCAAAGGACUUCAAGACAGAUACAACUUCCUGCGAAAUAAUGGACAGUGUUAUGGAUGUCUUAGGAAAGGCCACAUAACUAAAAAAUGCAAAGCAAGACUUAAGUGUUCCAUAUGCAGUAGGCGUCACCCUACGAUCCUACAUGAUCCUGCGAAAUGUGUAGCAAAACGUACAGAUGAAGACAAAGAAAACAUUAAUCCUAUGUCAACAGAUAUCAAAACUACAUGCAAGUUCUCCAAACCUCACAUCAGUGCCUUUAGUGAUAAAGGGGCCGGAGAAACAACCUGUGCUAUGGCAAUAAUUCCAGUGAGAGUAAAACUGAAAAAUAAACCGUAUAGCAUAGAAACUUAUGCAUUCUUUGACUCUGGCAGCAGUGUGUCAUUUUGUACAGAAAACAUAAUGCAUAGGCUUGGAGCAAAUGGCAAGAAGAAACAAAUCACCAUAAAGACAAUGGGGAAUUCUCAGAGGUUGAACACAUAUGUUAUCAGUGGUUUGCAAGUGUGUGGACUUUCAAUGGAACAUGUGAUUGAUCUACCGAAUAUGUAUACAAAGGAACAUAUGCCUGUAUCAAAAGAACACAUUCCAACGCAGCAAGAGUUAAAACAGUGGCCACAUCUGUCAAUAAUUCAAACAUCAGAAAUAGAUGCAGAAAUUGGAAUUAUGAUUGGAAAUAACAUACCAGAUGCCUACUCUCCAUUGGAAGUAAUUGCUGGGCCAAGUGGUUCUCCCCACGCAACAAGGACACGACUAGGAUGGAUAGUAUGGAAUGUCAUAAGAGAAAAUGCAUCAGAUACAUUUGACAUAAACAGAGUAGCUAUAGAAGAUGCUCAGGAAAGAGACAUAAACUUAGAAAAGAUGGUGAAAGAUUCCAUAAACUAUGACUUUCCAGAACGUCUUGUGGAUGAUGUAAAAGAAAACUCUUUAGAAGAUAAGAGCUUCUUAACUCAAGUUUCAGAAUCUAUUCACAUUCAGGAUGGUCAUUACUCAAUUGGACUUCCGUUUAAGGAUCCCUUAAUUCAGUUACCCAACAAUAUCAUGCAAGGAUUUCAGAGACUUGGGAGUCUAAAGAAGAAACUGAUAAAGGAUCCAAAGGUUAGAAAUGACUAUGAGACUUUUAUGAAUAAGCUGUUUGAGAAGGGAUAUGCAGAACCUGUUCCUCAAAGUCAGCUACAAAGAGAUGAUGGCAGAGUAUGGUACCUACCGCACCAUGGAGUUUACAACGAUAAAAAACCAGGGAAGAUUAGAGUUGUGUUUGACUGCUCUGCAGUGUAUAUGGGGAUUUCACUAAACAGCCAGUUACUCCAAGGACCCGAUCUUACAAAUAGUUUACUUGGUGUACUUUUAAGAUUUCGUCAGGAGAAAAUUGCUAUACAAGGAGAUAUUGAGGCUAUGUUUCACCAAGUAUUAAUCCCUGAACAAGAUCGAGACUGUUUAAGAUUUCUGUGGUGGAAGGAUGGCAAUCUGGAUUCCAACCCUGAACAAUACAGAAUGAAAGUUCACAUCUUUGGAGCCACUUCCUCUCCAACUUGCUGUAACUAUGCACUACAACAGACAGCUAAAGAAUAUGGUUCCGACUUUGAUCCUACAGUGGUGACCACAGUACUCAAGAAUAUGUAUGUAGAUGACUGUUUGGCUUCGGUUGACACAGAGAAGAAAGCGGCCUUACUCAUUAAAGAUCUGUCUACACUUUGUAGCAAAGGUGGUUUUCAUCUGACAAAAUGGAUUAGUAACUCAAAACAAGUCUUAGAAUCUGUUCCAGAAGAUGAUCGAGCUAAAGAUGUGCAGGAAUGGAACCUCGAAGGUGAAAGUGAAACACUUGUAGAACGUGCACUAGGUGUGUACUGGCUUGUUAACAGUGACCAUUUAGGAUUUCUGAUAAACAUUAAAAAUCAGCCAACAACCAGAAGAGGAAUUUUAUCAAUAGUGAGCUCAAUAUUUGAUCCUCUUGGUAUCGUGUCACCUUUUGUGAUGACAGCAAAGACACUUCUUCAAAAAAUGUGCAAAAAUUCAAUUGGAUGGGAUGAAGAGAUUAAAGGAAGUCAGCUUAAGGACUGGAAAAAUUGGCUGACACAAGCAAAAGAACUUGAAAAUGUAACACUUGAAAGAUGCUACAAGCCACAAGACUUCGGGAGGACGACAUGUCAGGAGUUGCACUGUUUUGCAGAUGCAAGUGAAGUUGGAAUAGGAGUUGUUAUAUAUCUACGACUCAUCAGUGAGACUGGACAAAUCCACUGUUCCUUUGUUCUUGGAAAGUCAAGAGUGGCACCGUUAAAAACAGUGACAAUACCGAGGCUUGAGUUGACGGCAUCAACUUUAGCAGUGAAAUUAUGCAAGAUAGUUACAAAACAAUUGGAAUAUCAAGUUGAUCAAGUUUACUUCUGGACAGAUAGCAUGUCAGUUCUUCGUUACAUAAAUAACACAAAAACUCGUUUUCAAACAUUUGUUGCCAAUAGGCUUGCCAUAAUUCAUGCAGCAACUACAGUCAACCAGUGGCACUAUGUCAACUCUAAAGAUAAUCCAGCAGACUCUGCGUCAAGGGGAAUACCAGUAGUAAGUAGAUUUCUUGACUCAGCAGCAUGGUUCAGUGGUCCUGAGUGGUUAUGGAAAGCAGAUGUUUCAUGGCCGUCUACUGAAAUCAUUAGCGACUCAUCAGAAAUUAACAGUGCUGAAAUAAAGGACAGCGUCAACACAGCAGUUGAAACAGAAACAGUAGAAGGAAUGGAGAGAUUACUCCAGCACUUCUCUUCCUGGAAAAAGCUGAAAACAGUGACUGGAUGGCUACUCUUAGCGCGAGAAAACCUCAAAGGAAUAAUGAAGAGGAAAAGAGAAUGGAGAUCAAGAAUGAUAUCGGAGGGAUUGACAGAAGAGAAAAUACAAGAAUUAGAAAUGAAGGAAAAGCAUAACAGAUUGAAAAAUGAUACACAAAGACCUUCAUUAAAUGUAGACAUUCUUGACAGAGCAGAAACAGACAUUUUGAAGUAUGUGCAGAUGAAGCAUUUUGCCCAAGAAUUUAAAGACUUGAAUUCAAGUGAAAAUGGAGUUGUUAAAAGGUUAUCAAGAUUAGCCAAGUUAGACCCAAUUGUUCACAAUGGAGUUCUACGUGUAGGCGGUAGACUUAAGAAACUGGAUACAACUCUUAACAGUAAACAUCAAAUUAUUAUUCCCAAAGAGUCUGUAUUAGCCAGGUUAAUAGCAGAGGAAGCACAUAAAUCUGUCGGACACUUGGGAAAAAAUUCAACGCUGGCACUUAUUCGUGAGAAAUAUUGGAUUCUUGGUGUGUCAUCAAUUUUGAAGUCCAUCAUUUCCAGAUGUGUUAUAUGCAGAAGAUAUCAGGCACCUACUUUGAAACAGAAAAUGGCAGACCUUCCCAGCGAGAGACUGAAACCUGAUGACCCCCCUUUUACUCGAGUGGGAAUGGAUUAUUUUGGUCCAUUUGAGCUUAAAAGAGGAAGAAGCAUAGUAAAACGGUACGGUGUCAUAUUUACUUGUCUAUCUUCCCGAGCAGUACAUUUAGAGGUUGCCUUUUCCUUGAAUACAGACUCCUGUAUUGACGCCAUUCGAAGGCUUAUUGCACGACGAGGAAAACCAACUUAUAUAGUGUCUGAUAAUGGAACGAAUCUGGUAGGUGCUGAACGUGAGCUAAGAACAGCACUUCAUUCCUGGAAUACGAACAGCAUUUCCAGUCAAUUAUUACAGUCAGGAAUUGAAUGGAGCUUUAAUCCACCGGCUGCGUCUCACUUUGGAGGAGUAUGGGAACGCCUCAUCAGGAUAGUCAGGAAAAUCAUGUAUUCUGUUCUACAUGAACAAACAAUUCAUUUGGAUGAUGAGGGACUGUUAACCUUGUUUUGUGAAAUUGAAGCUAUUAUGAAUGGACGACCCCUUACAGAAGCUUCAGAUGAUCCGAAUGACCUUUGUGCACUUACACCAAAUCAUAUACUACUCAUGAGAUCAGGAGAGAGCUUUCCCCCUGGAAUUUUCCAUACAUCUGACAACUACGCAAAACGUCGAUGGAAGCAGAUUCAGUAUUUGGCUGAUGUUUUCUGGACACGUUGGAUCAGAGAAUAUGUACCCCUUCUCCAACAGAGACAGAAGUGGCUGAAGCAGGAAAGAAACUUACAAGAGGGUGAUUUAGUUCUCAUUGUGGAAAACACUCCAAGAAACGCAUGGAAUCUUGGUAGAGUGCUCGAAGUGAUAAAGGACAACUAUGAUGUUGUGCGUGUUGCAAGGAUAAAGACAGUGUCUUCCAUUAUUACGCGGCCAGUGACAAAACUUUGUCUUCUUUUGGAAACAGAUUGUGAAAAAGAGAAAACAAAUCAGUGA
Molecule: messenger RNA, 5922 nt
Organism: Saccostrea echinata
Lineage: Eukaryota; Metazoa; Mollusca; Bivalvia; Ostreida; Ostreidae
Exons: 1
Coding region: 1-5922 (1973 amino acids)
Biological process (GO): DNA integration
Molecular function (GO): nucleic acid binding; zinc ion binding
Source: RefSeq, a predicted model, not a curated record